AUGUCUGCAGAUCUAGAUACUAAUCUCUUUCGCCCACUGAAAGUUGGUCGCAUAGAAAUCAAACAGCGAAUCGCCAUGGGCCCCCUGACCCGUGUCCGUUGCAACAACAAGGGUGCAGUCCCCAAUGAUCUGAUGGUCGAAUACUACGAGCAACGGGCCUCGAGCCCUGGCACGCUUAUUAUCAGCGAAGCCACUUUCAUUACCCCACGAGCCGGUGGGUUCAGAAACGUUCCUGGGAUUUGGUCCAAGGAACAAAUCGAAGGCUGGAAAAAGGUAACAUCUGCAGUCCACGCUAAAGGAUCUUUUAUCUACAUGCAGUUGUGGGCUCUUGGAAGAGCUGCAGGUUAUGAUUACCUCACAAAGGAACUUGGUUACGAUUAUGUGUCAUCAUCCAAUGUCCCUGAUCUUACCAAUAGCGCUGGACCAUUGACAAAAGAAAAGGGGAAGCAUAUUCCUCGCCCUUUGACCAUUGCUGAAAUUAAGCAGUAUGUUAAGGAUUAUGCCCAGGCCGCUAAGAAUGCAAUUGAAGCCGGCUUUGAUGGCAUUGAAAUCCACAGUGCCAACGGGUACAUCUUGGAUCAGUUUAUCAGACACACAGCUAACAAGCGAACCGACGAGUAUGGAGGUUCUGUGGAGAACCGGGCCCGGUUCACUUUGGAGGUUGUUGACGCCAUUGUUGCAGCAAUUGGAGCAGACCGCACAGCCAUUCGACUGAGUCCAUUUGAAAAGUUUGGCGGUAUGUCCAUUACCCAUAACUCGAUUCCGCAGUUUUCGUAUUUGAUUGAGCAGCUUGAACUUCGCGGGCUUGCAGACGGUGGCAAAAAUAGACUGGCGUAUAUCCAUAUUGUGGAGAACAUUGUGCGUGGAAAGGAUUCCAAGGGCAACGGCACUAUUCUUCAUCCUAUUGAGUUUGUACGAUACAUUUGGACCGGUGUAUGGAUCCGCACACAAGGGUACAAGCGUCAGACCGCUAUUGAUGCGGCCGAUAAAGAUGAUAAGGUGAUUAUUGGGUUUGGAAAGGGCUUUAUUGCUAAUCCUGAUUUGGUUCGAAGGCUCCGAGAAAACCUUCCUUGGAACCAGUGGGACAUUGAUACUUUUUAUACCCUGGGACCCAAGGGGUAUGUUGACUAUCCAUUUUACAGUGAUAGUUCCAAGGCCAAACUUUAG
Messenger RNA from Magnusiomyces paraingens, 1167 nucleotides. RefSeq lists its product as uncharacterized. Gene Ontology annotation, molecular function: NADPH dehydrogenase activity; FMN binding. NCBI's taxonomy places the organism in Eukaryota, Fungi, Ascomycota, Dipodascomycetes, Dipodascales, Dipodascaceae. The record is from RefSeq and is a predicted model, not a curated record. Bases 1 to 1167 code for a protein of 388 amino acids. The transcript has a single exon.